Messenger RNA from Nicotiana tabacum (common tobacco), 825 nucleotides. Lineage: Eukaryota; Viridiplantae; Streptophyta; Magnoliopsida; Solanales; Solanaceae. The record is from RefSeq and is a predicted model, not a curated record.
GGAGCUGGUGUAACGGUAACGUUAAUGUCAUGGAAUAUAACAUUCUACACAAUCUGGCAAAUGGUGGAGAUGCAUGAAAUGAUACCAGGCAAGAGAUUCGACAGGUACCAUGAGCUUGGCCAAUAUGCUUUUGGUGAUAAACUUGGUCUCUGGAUUGUUGUACCCCAACAAAUUAUAGUUGAAGUUAGCACUUGCAUUAUUUACAUGGUCACUGGUGGCAAAUCCUUGAAAAAAUUCCAAGAAAUUCUUUUCCCAAAUGCCAAACCUAUCAAACUCACUUACUUCAUUAUGAUUUUCUCCUCUUUCCAAUUUGUCCUCUCUCACUUGCCAAAUUUCAACUCCAUCUCUUCUGUCUCCUUCGUAGCGGCGAUUUUGUCCAUGACUUACUCUGCUAUAGCAUGGACUGUGUCACUAAAGGAAUUAGGAAAAAGUGAGAGAGAAGUUAGUUAUGGUCCAAAAAGUGAAAAAAUAUCAGAUAAUGUGUUUAUGUUUCUGAGUCCAUUAGGAAAUGUAGCAUUUGCAUAUGCUGGACAUAAUGUAGUUCUUGAAAUUCAAGCUACAAUUCCUUCAACAGAAGAUGCACCUUCAAAAAAAGCAAUGUGGAAAGGUGUAUUCACAGCUUAUAUUAUUGUGGCCUUGUGUUAUUUGCCAGUGGCUUUCAUUGGAUAUUGGGUGUUUGGUAAUGGAGUUGAUGAUAACAUCUUGCUCACACUACAUAGACCUACAUGGCUUAUUGCAACUGCUAACAUUUUUGUUGUCGCUCAUGUCAUUGGGAGUUACCAGGUAUCUUUCGCUAUUUUUAAUUACAGUCAGAGCUCUCUAUAA